GACGGAAAACUCGUCUCGAUUUUCCCACGUAAUCGAUUUAUACGUGACCGAUAAAUCACGUAUAUAGGUAUAUAAGAUUGUUGAAAACUUUUCCGAGUUUUUUUCAGUCGGUCGACUUUUUCCGGUCGGGUCGCGAGUGGCAAUAAUUUUUGGUAAAGAGAACCAAGUGCAAUUUUGAAGUGGGAAAAAUUUUAAUGUGACGAUUCCGACUUUGUAAUUGCGGUGAUAACGUACUCUAACCGGCGGGUGAAGGUGAUUCGUUUGGAUUAAAUCGCGGAUUAAUUUUGAUCGCGUUUUAGGAUUUGAUAUAAUUAUAGUGCGGAAGUGUAGAUUAUUUUUAUUGGUGAUAAUAUGUCGUGCUUUAUGACCGAAGUGUGGAAAAUGUGCGACCGUGUUUUCAAACUGUGGAUUGUUUCAUUCUUUUUAUUCUUCUGUAUGUGGCUUGUUCCAGCAAGUGUUAACGCAGGAAAAGAUGUUACAACAGUAAAUAUUGAAGUCGUGGCUGGAGAACCAGCUUAUCUACCCUGUGAUAUAUCGACGGCUCAUUCUCAGGAUCAAGUAGCUUUGGUGCUUUGGUACAAGGAAGACCUUGGGACUCCGAUAUACAGUGUGGACGGUCGUGACAGAGGAUUUACCCACGCUGAGCGCUGGUCCGACGAGAAUGUGUUCUCGAAUAGAGCGUUCUUCAUGCCUGAAAAACAACCGGCGGAACUCGGUGUGGACCAUAUCCGGGAAACUGACCAAGGAGUGUACAGAUGCCGGGUGGAUUUCAUCCGCGCCCAAACAAGGAAUUCUAAAGUCAACUUGACCGUAAUUGUACCGCCAAAGAAAAUUGUAAUAGCCGAUGAAUCCGGAAACGAAUUAACAUCAGUAGUUGGACCAUUUUCAGAAGGAUCAUCAUUCACAGUAAAAUGUGAUGUUUUCGGUGGUAAACCAGCACCGAUUGUGACGUGGUUUCGAAACGACGUGCCAGUGACAAAUGACAGCGUUGCGUUGCCCUCCGCAGGCACGACACAUGUACGCAGCGAGCUCAAAGUAUCAGGCCUAAGUCGCCAAGACGUUCACUCAGAGCUGACGUGUCAAGCUUACAAUAAUCCGAAGACACAACCCCUUGCAUCGACCCUCCACGUGGACAUGAAUUUUGGACCUUUGGAUGUAAAAAUCCUUGGGGCUAGCCAACCACUGAGUGCGGCGAGAAGAUACGAUUUGCUGUGUCAAAGCUCAGGUUCAAGGCCUCCGGCUACGAUAACGUGGUGGAAAAACGGACAGAGAAUGGAAAAAAAUAAAGAGACGACAUCCAGGGACGGGAACACAACGACGAGCACUCUGUCAUUCGUAGCCAGCAAGGAAGAUGAUGGAAAGUAUCUGUCAUGCAAGGCGGAAAAUAAAGUGCUCUCUACCGAGGGUAUUGAAGACGGUUGGAAAUUGGAAAUCCAUUAUACCCCCGAGGCACAAAUAAUCCUCGGCACCUCCCUUAAUCCUGACGCAAUCCGGGAAGGUACCGACGUCUACUUCGACUGCAUCGUAAACGCACACCCCAACGCCUAUAAAGUCGAAUGGAGACAUAACGGUAAAAUGCUAAACCACAACGUCGCCUCCGGCAUCAUUAUAAGCAACCAGAGUCUCGUUUUGCAAACGGUUUCAAGAUCCACAGCCGGAAAUUACACUUGCGUGGGAUACAACACGGAAGGAGAUGGCGAAAGUCGACCCUUUUAUCUCAACGUGAUGUUCGCGCCGACGUGUAAACCGAAUCAGACGAGAAUUUACGGCGUGGCAAAGCAGGAGAAGACACAGAUUUCGUGUCAGGUGGAGGCGAAUCCGCCGGAAAUUCAGUUCCGUUGGACCUUUAAUAAUUCGGCCGAAUCCGUUGACGUACCCGCUUCACACAUCGCCAGAAGCGGCACAUCGAGCAUGGUUUCGUACACGCCAAUGACCGAACAGGAUUACGGCACGCUACUGUGUUACGCUUCAAACAGAAUUGGCCACCAACGGGUUCCCUGUGUCUUCCACAUCAUUGCCGCAGGUCGACCGGACCAGGUCCACAACUGUACGGUGUUCAAUAUUUCAACGACCUCGUUUUCAAUAAAGUGUUCAGAAGGAUUCCAUGGAGGUCUCCCACAGUCGUUCCUAUUAGAGGUUCGCGAGAGUCACAGUCAGGAAAUUAAGGGUAACUUAUCGUCGCCGGUGGCAAAAUUCUCCGUUACGGGCUUGGGUCCAGGAGCAGUUUAUCAGGCGGCACUGUUCUCAUACAACGCGAAAGGAAGAAGCGAACCAGUUAUCCUGCAAGCAGCUACGCUUAGAUUACCCGAAAAACAGCUCACCGCAGAGAAAGAUAUCCAUAAAGGCUUUAAAUUCACACCAAUGACAAGUGUUUUAAUAGGAAUCGUGUCAGCAUUAAUAAUAGUAGCACUGGUAGUAAUCUUCGUGCUUCGAGUUCAAUGUAACCGAAACGAUGGUCGACGAAAAAGACAAAAAAACGGAGUUGUAUCCACAUCGAAUUUGGAGCAUCGUGGAUCGAUUAGCGGGCCAACAUAUAGCGACAAAACAGGAGGAAGUCCAAUUUCAAAACAUGAAUCAAGCGGUGGGGAAUGUGACAGUGAUGAGAAAAACCCGGAUAUAAUUCCUCAACCUGUUGACGCUGACGAUAUGGCCGAUUUCAAUAGGAAACGACAACACGUCUCCACAAUAGAAACGUCACCAAGUAGAAGCUUAUUACAUCAAGCAGGAAAUUCAGGAUACAUCGGUUAUUGUACCUUACGCAAUGGAAUUCCUUUACACGAAAUGACUCAAACAAAAAUGCAUAAUCCAUCAUCUCAAGUGAUAGGAUCUUACGGACAAUGUACUCUUCCAAGACAACCACAAUGGCAAUAUGGACCAGUUGCACAUUUACCACCAGGAGUGUAUCCCGUACAAUAUAGAGGCACUUUACCACAAAGAGCAAGAAAUAUUUCUAGGGAACCACCCAUACAAAUGCAACCAUUAACGUCAGCCGAAGAAGAACCCUCUGUGGAUACUCCAUUGGUGAAUAAAAGAGAAAGUACCGUUUGACAAGUCACUCCUUUGUAAACACUUAAAGUAAUGGUUUACUAAGCUCACUUGUACAGGAUUUUGGGGAUAAGUACAAGAAUUAUGAAUUAUUAUUCCUCUUAAAAUAUUAACGAUCAGAAGACGGCCAUAGAAGAGGUUUAAGUAAGAAUAAAAAAAAUAAAAAGGUUUUUAUUCAGGUUGACAAUCCAAAUUCAUAUAGACAUUGCAAAAGUGCAAUGUUUGCAAUUUGGUGACUGCUACAGGGAUACACAACCGACUACCCUCAAAGAAAAACAUAAAAAAAAUUAAAUAAUCGAUUUAAUGAACUGGUAUAUUUGUUAAAUCUAUGUUUUGUGAGUGUAAUACUAAAUAAAUUAUUGUUAGUUUGUUCCCUGCGCGACCACCGUUAUUUUGUGUAUAAACAAGUUGUAAAUAAAAAAAUAUAAAAAAAAAAUAAAACGAUGUAAAUGAAUGUGAUAAUUUUGAAAUUAUCUAAAGAUUUUUGCGAAUUAAUAAUGACUUUUACGAUUAUAAGAAAGUGUAAGUGAGAAAAUAAAUUUAAAAUUAUGUAAAAGUAUGAUGAAUAUUAAUAAGGAAUUUAUAAAGGCGAAGAAAAAAAGUAAAGAAGGUGGGAAACUUCGUCGACGACACGUUUAUAAUAUCGUAUAAACUAAAAAAAAAAUAUCAUUUCGGCUAGUUGAUUUGUAUAUCUUUGUAAAUAAUGUAAAUAUUUUAAGAAAAUUUUGUAAAUAAUUUCGAUCCCAUACCUAACAUCGAGUGUUCACCUAUUACAUUUUGUAAUUAAUUGUAUAUGUAAAAGGUUGCCCGUUAUCCAAUCAAAAUCGUCUGUGAAUAUUUAAAUUAUAUGAAUGUAUUUCGAAAA
Messenger RNA from Onthophagus taurus, 3910 nucleotides. It is a transcript of the gene side-VII, whose product is annotated as sidestep VII transmembrane protein. Gene Ontology annotation, molecular function: protein binding. The record is from RefSeq and is a predicted model, not a curated record. Lineage: Eukaryota; Metazoa; Arthropoda; Insecta; Coleoptera; Scarabaeidae.